Salmo salar (Atlantic salmon) is the source of this 3535-nucleotide messenger RNA. RefSeq names its product CCR4-NOT transcription complex subunit 6-like. The record is from RefSeq and is a predicted model, not a curated record. Lineage: Eukaryota; Metazoa; Chordata; Actinopteri; Salmoniformes; Salmonidae. Gene Ontology annotation, molecular function: protein binding; 3'-5'-RNA exonuclease activity.
UAUGCAACAUAAAUGCAUUGGCUAUGUAUCAUCAUGUGGACAGUUUAUUCUAAACCUUGAACUGCAAUUGAAUUUAAGAUAAUACUCAUUUGUAGAACUGACCUUUUUCAAUCCUCUUCGUGCAGGUUGCCAUGUUUAAAUCGCACCAGUGACUUACCUACUACGUUAAAUUCGUCACGUCUAGAAACAACGCAGGCAACUUUGCUGCUGGUUUGGGCACACUGAUGGGGCAGACGGUACGAGCGGAAGCCAUGUUUGUUGUUCUUCCAUCCGCCACUUCGGAGUUCGGUACGUUCAGGGUCUGAACGUUCAAGGAACUCCCGUCUGCAUGUCUUUAACAAUAUCGCCACUAAAUAUUCUCUACCACCCCCCGAAUGCAGAUUAACAGGUAUGCCAAAGGAAAAAUAUGAUUCCCCGGAUCCUCGCCGAUUAUACACCAUCAUGUCAGCCGAGGAGGCAGCCAACGGGAAGAAGUCACACUGGGCCGAGCUGGAGAUAUCAGGUCGGGUCAGAAGUCUGAGCAGUUCUCUGUGGACCCUCACCCACCUGACGGCUCUACACAUCAACGACAACAACCUGAGUCGCAUCCCGCCCGACAUCGCCAAGCUGCCACACCUGGCCUACCUGAACCUGUCGUCCAACAAGCUCCGAAGCCUGCCCGCCGAGCUCGGAAACAUGGUGUCUCUCAGGGAGUUGCUUUUAAACAACAAUCUUUUGCGAGUUCUACCUUACGAACUCGGGCGGCUGUUCCAGUUACAAACCCUGGGGCUAAAAGGUAACCCUUUGUCCCAAGACAUCCUCAACCUGUACCAGGAAUCAGACGGAACCAGAAAGCUCUUGAACUACAUGCUUGACAAUCUAGCAGUGCACCCAGAACAACUCCCCCAGAGACCUUGGAUCACCUUGAAGGAGCGAGACCCAAUGAUCCCCACAGCCAUGUUCACAGUGAUGUGUUACAACGUGCUGUGUGACAAGUACGCCACCCGUCAGCUGUAUGGCUACUGCCCCUCCUGGGCCCUCAACUGGGAGUACAGGAAGAAGGGCAUCAUGGAGGAAAUCACACACUGUGACGCUGACAUCAUCAGUCUACAGGAGGUGGAGACGGAGCAGUACUACGCCCUCUUCCUGGAGACUCUAAAGGACCAUGGGUACGACGGGUACUUCUGCCCAAAGUCUCGUGCCAAACUGGUCUCAGAACAGGAGAGGAAGCACGUGGACGGAUGUGCUGUGUUCUUCAAGACUGAGAAAUUUACUCUGGUGCAGAAACACACGGUGGAGUUCAACCAGGUUGCCAUGGCAAACUCUGAGGGUUCAGAGGUCAUGUUGAACAGGGUCAUGACCAAGGACAACAUCGGGGUCGCUGUCCUGCUGGAGGUCAACAAGGACAUAUUCUCUGGUGGCAUGAAGCCUCUGCAGGAGACACAGUUCCUUCUGGUGGCUAACGCCCACAUGCACUGGGACCCAGAGUUCUGUGACGUCAAGCUGAUCCAGACCAUGAUGUUCCUGUCUGAGCUGAAGAGCAUCACAGAGAGGGCGCUGAGCUCCGUGGCAACAGGCUCCCCGACCUCCGACCCCACCUCCAUCCCUAUCGUGCUCUGUGCUGACCUCAACUCCCUGCCAGACUCUGGUGUAGUGGAGUAUCUGAGUAACGGUGGUGUAGCAGAGAACCAUAAGGACUUCAGAGAGCUGCGCUACAACGAAGCUCUCAGCAACUUCAGCUGCCAGGGGAAGAACGGCCCUUCUGACGGCAGCAUCACACACAGCUUCCAGCUGAAGAGCGCCUACCAGGGCAGCCUCAUGUCUUAUACCAACUAUACGUAUGACUUCAAGGGCGUGAUCGACUACAUCUUCUUCUCCAAGACUCACAUGUCUGUAGCCGGCUUGCUCGGUCCCCUGGAGUCUCAGUGGUUAACGGACAACAACAUCACCGGCUGUCCCCACCCCCACAUCCCCUCUGACCACUUCUCUCUGCUCGCCCAGCUGGAGCUCCACCCGCCCGUCACCACCUCCCUCAACGGCCUGCACCUGCCCGUCCACAGGAGUUCCUAUUAAGGCCCAUGUGAGAGGUUAUAGACCUACAGUCGGUGUCCAGAUUUCAGUUUCCAUUCAACCCAUCUGAACAGUAGGCUACAGUUCCGUUGACGUGACCUGUCAAAUUUUUAUAUAGCUUCUCACAAUCAUCACACAUAACGUAGCCACCGCCGCUGCUAUCAUCCUCUUUCAACACUUCACCAAAUAUUUCCCAAACAAAUCAUUUCUAGUCCUCACUUCGCUUUCUUUUUUAAUCAACUCUUUAUUUAUCAGCUCUUCUGUUAUUGAAUUAAACUCCGACAUUGUCUUUUUUUCCCUCCUUGGAUCGACAUGAACUUUUUUCUGCCCAUUCCCAAAAGCAUCUGGUGAUUCGCUGUAGGCUAUUUGGCCCGCUUAGGCCUUAAGUUUUAGGCUUUAUGCACUAAUGCCAGAUAGUGCCUCAGUGUAGCAUAUAAAUUGAGCAAUAAUUAUACAUUUUAUAGAUUUUCUUCUUUCUCAAGCCAGCCCACGCCCUUCAUCCACACAAUAUUUCAUGACCCUAAACCUCCCCGCUCCACUGAUAUAACCGGAUGGACUGCAGGUUGAGUCAACCCGUGUGUCACUAGUAGGAACGAUCAUUCAGUUGCUUGUGUCAGCCAUAUUGAGAGUGCCCACUGGUAGCCCCUCGGAGACCAUUCUAGAUCCAUAGAGGGUUUCAUAUCUACGGCUAGACCGGAGGCUCAAACAACUGCUACCCAGCUGCACACGUUCCGGUGGGUUUCUGAAUGUAGAAGGUUUUCAUUUGAUUUCGAUUUUGUUUUUAUUUGUUCCUUCGGGUCAUAAUUAGGUAGACUUGUCACAGAGCGAUCGAAUUGCUAGAGGUUUUGUUAGCAGACAUCUUUUGAAUAGUGAACUCUAGACUUUGGUGAAUAUCACUUGGUCUUUUCAGACCUAAGCCACAUUUUUAGAAGAGAAAUGUUAGCAUCUAUAGUAUGUUAAUUCAGGUUUAAAGCUGAAUGCUAUUGCUAGGUCAUCGUUUUAGUGUGAUUAAAAAGAAAGCACUUUUUAAAUAUGUGAUUGUCUUCGUUUAUCUGACCCUUAUGCAUGCAUCCAUCCCAGCCUUCCAUCCUACAUGGUGUACCUAAAACUGGUGGAUUUCAAUGUUUUACCUAUAAUCAUAAAUCAUAUUUGACAGAGUAUGGACAGAGGGAUUGUGGUCAAUGUGGUCGUGUCAAUACGUUAAUACUAACCAUGUGAUCAAGGACAACUAUGACCAGGAAGUCCCCAAAGAGCAAAAGGGUUUAAGUUGAGUAAACUACGACCACCCCAGUCCCACCUCCUGCUGGGUGUGGAAUCUGUCAACCAAUCAGGUGGAGGUGCUAACUUUUGUAUUACUCUGAAAACAGUGUUUAGUUUUAUGGAUUUAUUUGGGGUAAUGUUCACAUAAAAAAAGAAAAUAUACACGCUCAUCAGCAAUUGUAUAAUUGUCCGUCGUCAGGCAAUAAAAUUGUCAUUUUAAAAAGUA